CAUGGUGUCCAUUUGUUUUGUGGUUAACUCUCAAAAUUCCCCAUAAAAAGCCUCACUUCACUCUGCUCCAGAGGCCUCUCCCUAAUCCUGCAGAGCCAUGGCCGCCGCAAGAGUCUUAGCCAAUGCCACCACCACCACCACCACCGCCGCCGCCGCCGCCUCCUGUUUUCUCUCCAAGACCUCUUUUCUCCCCAAGCAUACCCUCCCAUUCAACUCCAAUUUCAUUUGCCUCUCCAGAACAUUCCCUUCCUCCAGAAAAUCAUUCUCCUGCAAAGCUUUGUACAUCCCUGAGGUCAAGACUAAGGAGGAAGGUCAGCCUGAAACCCUUGACUAUCGCGUCUUCUUCACUGAUCAGUCCGGCAAAAAGGUCUCCCCUUGGCAUGAUAUACCACUGCAUUUGGGGGAUGGUGUUUUCAACUUCAUUGUUGAAAUUCCUAAAGAAACCAGUGCAAAAAUGGAGGUUGCAACAGACGAGCUGUUCACUCCUAUAAAGCAAGAUACCAAAAAGGGAAAGCUUCGAUACUACCCUUACAAUAUCAACUGGAAUUACGGAUUACUUCCACAAACAUGGGAAGAUCCAUCCUUAGCUAACUCUGAAGUUGAAGGUGCAUUUGGAGACAAUGAUCCCGUUGAUGUUGUUGAAAUUGGUCAAAGUGAUCGGAAGAUAGGUGAGAUUCUGAAAGUGAAACCACUGGCUGCUUUAGCCAUGAUUGAUGAAGGGGAACUUGACUGGAAAAUAGUUGCAAUUUCACUAGAUGAUCCUAAAGCUUCACUAGUGAACGAUAUAGACGACGUCGAGAAACAUUUCCCGGGAACUUUAACUGCUAUAAGGGACUGGUUUAGAGACUACAAGAUCCCUGAUGGGAAACCUGCUAACAAGUUUGGUCUGGGAAACAAGCCUGCAAACAAGGAUUAUGCCCUUAAAGUUAUUGAAGAGACCAACAAAUCUUGGGCCAAUCUCGUUAAGAGAUCAAUUCCUUCUGGUGAGCUAUCUCUUGUAUAGAGUUCAUUGAUUGUAGGAAGCUGCAGGUUCUAUUUAUGUUAGUGCUCAAAGUGAAAGCGGAUUUGUGAAUUCUGGCUUUCUGAUUUAUAUGUUUAUAAUGACAUGGAACCCAUUUUCCCAUUGUUGAGACAGAAUAAUAUAUGCCCAGUUGGUGAUUUUGUUUUUA
Molecule: messenger RNA, 1169 nt
Organism: Cucurbita pepo subsp. pepo (vegetable marrow)
Lineage: Eukaryota; Viridiplantae; Streptophyta; Magnoliopsida; Cucurbitales; Cucurbitaceae
Product: soluble inorganic pyrophosphatase 6, chloroplastic-like
Biological process (GO): phosphate-containing compound metabolic process
Cellular component (GO): cytoplasm
Molecular function (GO): magnesium ion binding; inorganic diphosphate phosphatase activity
Source: RefSeq, a predicted model, not a curated record